AUGAAUUAUAUACCGCCGAGAGAUUGUCUUUACUUCAAAGAGUCUCCAUCAGAACAAACCUUCGAUUCAAUUGGUUUCGGAGUUGUGCACAAUCAGGUCUACUAUCUGAGGCGAUCGCCAGAUUUUUUUCAAGUUCAAACUCAAGAGAAUCAAGAAGAACGAUCUAAAUUUUAUUGUCUUGGCGUUCUUCAUGAAGAGGAUGAAGAAAACAACUUCCGUGAUAACAUUUUCUGCUUCAUAAAAGCACGGUUUGAAGUUGAGCUGGAAAAGAACAAACUUUAUGUCACGGAAUGGUGCAAAAAUUCGGAUUUCAACGAACUUGAUUAUUAUGAAAAACGGGACCUUUAUCUUAUAGAUACUGACGCUGAUUUUGAGGAAGAAGCGAGCGAUUCUGACGAUGAAGUCCAGGGAAAUAUUGAUCUGGAAGACGAAGGCCUUAAUAUAGAAGAAGAUAAGACAACGGACAACUCAGACUUGGAGCAGGUUGAUGACAAGGAAGUAAUUGACGGAACUGACGAAGAGGAGGAAGAAGAGGAAGAACAUCGUCUUUUGUAUCGAGUUCGAUUGGUAGAUUUUCUUGACAUGGUAAAAACAGAUGCUGUGAAAAACGAACUUGUUGAGUACAAAUGCGGAGAAGUCACCAAACAAGCAACUUGUAUCGAAAUUUCCUCCUUACCAUCAAUCCACGGCGAUGACGGUCAGUUGAUAAAUAUCAAAAAAGCAAGAAAGAAGGAAGUUUCAAUAAACUGGUUUUUCUACGAAGAAGACCAUGAUUGA
Messenger RNA from Oikopleura dioica, 777 nucleotides. Lineage: Eukaryota; Metazoa; Chordata; Appendicularia; Copelata; Oikopleuridae. The record is from the annotation of a GenBank genome assembly.